Messenger RNA from Cuscuta campestris, 1295 nucleotides. Lineage: Eukaryota; Viridiplantae; Streptophyta; Magnoliopsida; Solanales; Convolvulaceae. The record is from the annotation of a GenBank genome assembly.
AGAUGGAGUAGCAUAAUAUUUGAGUUCCAAAAGUUAUUAUUUUGGGUGUAGAAAAUUGUUAUAAUAUUUUCUUCAAAAUAUUAUUGACAUAAUAUUUUCUACUAUUUAAUAUACAAGAUUUAUAUUAUCCCUAAAAUAAUCUUUAUAUUAAAUAUACUAUUAUAAUCUUUACUAGCAUAAAAAUUAUAGUAGACUCCGGAGAUUGUUCGUGUGUCAAAGUUGGAGGCCGGACGCUUGAACGGCUACGUUUGCUCCUUCAACACCUUUUGCUCGACUUCUCAUUCAUACCGCUUUACCGGAGAAGGUAUAAGUUUGUAUCUCUAGCUAUAGUUUUAGUACGUGUUCUUGGGCUAGUAAUCACUAUUGGGAGAUUAAAUUUUGUAUUUCCGCUGCCCUCCCUACCGUGGUUACCUUUCACAACCGGCCCAUCAGCGGCCCAAUCGACCAAUACCAUCCAAUUGAACCCAAAUCAAUCCAAUUACACCCAUUUGAACUCAAAUCAACCCAAUUACAUUCAAUUUGUCCCAAUUAGACUCGGGUUGGCCCAAUUAAACUCAUUCAAAUCUAAUUGCACAAGAAGCAACCCAAUUGGAUCUAAAUUGAACCAAUUGGGUUUAAAUUGGACCAAUUGGGUCCAAAAUGGACCUGCCGAAUCUGUCGACUGUACCAGCCAACCACAGGCGAGUCGCUGCAAAAACAGACCCAAAUCGAAACCACAAGCAAUUCAACACCAAAUCAACCAAAAUUCCACAAUCAAUUGCAAGAUUAACACAAACAAGAUCCUUAUCUACGAAUUAACGCUAACCAUAGAUAUUUUGGCAAUGAAUCACCUCGAUGAAGAAAACUCGAAUCGAAGGAAGGGAAACUGCCGCUGCUGUUCCCGUCACUGCUGCUACUCUCGCCGGACUCUAUGCCGCUGCCACGCUCACCGGCGAUGCUCCUCAGGGACGGAGUUCGCCGGUUGGUGAUGCCGUGGAGCCGCUGGACGACGACGACAAACAGGGUAAGGAAAUCUCGGGGACUCUAUGCGAAGGGGAAGGGAGGGGAAACGGCGAUGGCGAUGACGGCGUUCUAGGUGGACUCGACGGCUUGCUGGGGUUGCUGGUUGACGGCGACGAACACAGUCGGUGACGAAUAGGAACCGAUCAAAAGAACCGAACAGAGACCAGCGUAAAAGAAAGAGAUCCAAAGUGUCGUAACCCCCUCCUCCUAUUUAAUACUCGGUAUAAAAUUAAAUAGGUUUUAGGGUCCAAUUUAGGCUUCGCAACUACUUAGGAUAAAUUUAGGCCCAAUUG